This is a messenger RNA of Macadamia integrifolia, 612 nucleotides long. RefSeq lists its product as uncharacterized. NCBI's taxonomy places the organism in Eukaryota, Viridiplantae, Streptophyta, Magnoliopsida, Proteales, Proteaceae. The record is from RefSeq and is a predicted model, not a curated record. The transcript has a single exon. The coding region runs from base 1 to 612 and encodes 203 amino acids.
AUGCCCCAGAAUGGAGUUCUUGCUGUUCAAACAUUGAGGAACAACAUAAUGGCAGGAACCUUAGUGGCAACAACAGCAGUCACACUCAACUCCAUCAUCGUAGUGAUGAUCACCAACUUCAGUUCAAGGCCCUCAACCCUCAUCUUUGGGAACCAGAGUGAGCUUUUGUUCUGGAUCAAGGUCCUCUCAGUGAUGUUCUGCUUCAUGCUGGCUUUCUUGUUUACUGUUCAGUCUAUUAGAUAUUACAGCCAUGCCAGCGUCCUUAUCCAAGUCCCUAUCAAUGUAUGUUCACAGGCAGGAGUGUACGUAGCAAAGGCCUUAACCAAGGGCUCAUAUUUCUGGGCCAUGGGCUUGAGGGCUAUCUACUUCUCUUUCCCUCUGUUUAUGUGGUUCUUUGGGCCCAUUCCCAUGGUUAUGUGUUGUCUAUUGCUGGUUUGCACACUUUAUUUUCUUGACACCUUGGAUAUUGGAAGUACUGGUGCAGUUAUUCCCCACAAUGAUAACUUGGGCAAUGGAGCCAAUGUUAAUCCACACAAUGAUGACAUGGAAUUCCUAGGGAGCUGUGUUAUUCCCCAAAAUGAUGUAGUGGAACAAUUGAGCUCUGUUAUAUAG